AUGUACCUGUUCCUGCACACUGUGAAGGGGACACCGUUUGAGACCCCAGACCAGGGCAAAGCUCGGCUGCUGACGCACUGGGAACAAAUGGACUAUGGGAUUCAGUUCACUGCGUCACGCAAGUUCCUCACCAUCUCUCCUAUCGUACUGUACUUACUGGCAAGUUUUUACACCAAAUAUGACGUUACACAUUUCUUUAUAAACACAAGCUCACUUCUGAGCGUCCUUUUACCAAAGCUGCCCCAGUUUCACGGAGUGCGAAUAUUUGGGAUCAACAAGUACUGA
This is a messenger RNA of Knipowitschia caucasica, 285 nucleotides long. The record is from the annotation of a GenBank genome assembly. NCBI's taxonomy places the organism in Eukaryota, Metazoa, Chordata, Actinopteri, Gobiiformes, Gobiidae.